Oryzias latipes (Japanese medaka) is the source of this 2813-nucleotide messenger RNA. RefSeq names its product angiopoietin-like 5 (gene angptl5). Lineage: Eukaryota; Metazoa; Chordata; Actinopteri; Beloniformes; Adrianichthyidae. The record is from RefSeq and is a predicted model, not a curated record.
ACCCUUUCUCUACAGCUCCCAAAAUCUGCUCAUUCAGUUUGAAACAUUUUUAAAUUUCAUUGACAAACUAUACCCCCCGUUUUUUUGUGUGAGUAGGUCACAGGAAUUUACAGGAAAAGUGGGCGUGGUAGUUGUUGUUGCCCCCUCCCACUUUUUCUUGUUAAGACAGUGAGGAAAAAAUGAUUUCUGACGACUUCGGGCCGGGCACAGCAGGCUUCACAGAAAUGCCAGACAAGCAGGCUUGGUGGAAAAGUCAGCAGAAGAAAUGCAGCAGAGUCAGCUGAUGGACAAAGAUCGACCAUCAAGUUCCUGAAGAAAAUAAUCAGCCAAAGUGAGAUGAUGUGGACAACUGUUCUCCUGCUGCUUCUGCCUCUUCUGUCUUCCACAAACAAGACAAAACAUGAUCACUUGAACCAAUCAGAAAUUCUACCUGAGGACUUCUCUGACAUCCCUGUCAAAACCCAGAAACCACCUGCAGAGGGCAAAGGUCAGGACACCUGCUCCAUCCCAUGUGAUAUCACUCUCAGACUGCUCCGAGAUGAAAAACAUUCCCUCUGUGGCCAGUUGCAGCAGUCACUGUUGGCCUUUGGUCGUAGCACCCGGAAGCUGAUGAGGGAUGUGAUGGAGGAGCAGCAGAGAGCCCUGGACGUCCUCAGUAAUCAAGUCAGUGAACUGAUGAUGAAGAUGCAGGCACUCAGCGCUGAUGUCCAGAGAAGCAACACUGAGAUGUUUUCAAUGAAACCUGUGCAAUCCCAUGGACGGGACUGCAGUGAGAUUAAGGACAACCUCAUGUCAGCCGUUCCAAAGAUCCCCAGUGGGAUUUACAUUAUCCACCCAGAGAACACAGAGUCUUCAUUCGAGGUGUUCUGUGAGAUGGACUACAUGGGAGGAGGAUGGACAGUGAUGCAAAAGAGGAUUGAUGGUUUAACUGACUUCAGAAGACCCUGGGCUGAUUAUGUUGAUGGCUUUGGACACCUUGCAGGAGAACAUUGGUUGGGUCUGAGGAAGGUGUAUCACAUCUUAAACCAGAAAGAUGCUCGAUUCCAGCUUCACAUUGCCCUUGUAUCCCAUGAUGAUGUCACUUCUUAUGCCUCCUAUGAUGACUUCCGCCUUGAUAACGAAACAAAUUUCUUCAGAAUACACCUGGGAAGAUAUGGAGGCAGUGCCGGGGAUGCGUUCCGGGGCUAUGACCAGGACCAGAACCAGGACACAGCUCCGUUUAGUGCUCUAGAUAUGGACAAUGAUGGUUGUAACCCCUCUUGCACCAUUGGAAACAAAAUUGUGGAAAGCUGCAGCAUUAAGCAGAACUAUACGGGCUGGUGGUUCAAUCAGUGCGGCCUGGCAAACCUCAAUGGCUCCCCCUGGGAUUCAGAUCAAAAUCUAGAGUGGCACAUCUUUUGGGACACUUGGAGGCACAAUGGAGUCCCUCACACUAUCAGAUCGGUUACAAUGAAGGUCAGAAGGAUUGCAACCAAUAACUGAUAACUGUCAUGCUUCGUUUACUUGUGUUGUGCGUUUAGCAUUUGGUGUUUACAUUGGACUAUUGCUACCCGAUAGUAGCGCAUGUACCUGCAGUUGGAAAAGGUGUCGUACGAAAGUUGAAGCGGUGUAAAUCUCGUGAAUCUUACUGCAGGCUUUUUCUUUCACAGCUCUAAUCCUAUAUAUGAAAGAUCACUCCUCUGUGAUCAAUUUUCAAACUGUUUGCAAUUCCAUGAAUGAAAAGGGAAAGAGACGCCAUCCAUAUGUCACUACUAAAUCCGACUCCCUGAUUGAUCAAAGUUCAACUGGUUUAACAUUUAACCCACGUUCAAUGGCCGCGCAUUUUGUUCCCAUAGAGCCCAAAAUAGGACUUAAAAACCUGAAUCGCUAAAUGUGAGGGUGAGAGUUUUGAGCGCGGAAGCCCAAAAAUAUGCAUAUUCAUGUGUUAGCCUAAACUUUUCAUUGGAAGUGGUUUCUUGAAUGUGCAUUGUUGAAAGUGGUGUGACGAAGGGUUAGAGCUUCAAAGUCCCGCAUGCAAACAACCAAAAUGAUUUGUCAGAUAUAAUAGCAAAUUAAAAAAACAUGUCCUUUUUUGGGAGAUCCUGUUUGUACUUCUUUUUUUACACAAAUCAAGGCAAACAAAAGCCUACUAACAUAAAAGAAGAUUUUUUUUACAAGUUCUAUAUAGGACCAGGAUAAAUGCCAUAUUCAUGACUGGUAGAUUGUUACAAUCACAUUCCAGGCUUUUUAAUGAUGAUGAAGAUGUAAACAGUUAUGAAUUUUGCUUUACCAUAAGUCCUUUGAUGUUUAUUUUUUAUUCUCAUUUCUAAAAAAAAUUUAUAACAAGCAAACAUCCAAGUUAUGUAACAUAAUCUUCUGAUCCUGAAGUCGGACAACAUUUUUUUAAAACCGUAAAAGAUCAAACAAAGGAGAACAUUUUAUAUUUCUCAGAUAGAAAAAUCUGCUGUAACAACAAUCUCAUUUUAUCUUUGCUCCCAUCACAAAGCUACAGGCUACAUAUCAAAAAUGGGAAAAUUUGAUAAAAUAACAUUUUCUGCAUCACAAACACCUUUGAGUAAAAACAUCAGAGCUGACCAGCCCCAGCAGGUGGUGCUAUAAAACAGGAUUUUGAGUGUUAGCUCAUCGUGCAUACUGACAACUGCAGGACUAAAACUAAGAAAUCUCUUCAAAAUUCAUCUGAACUGACACAACACAACAUAAGAAGCCUUUGUGGAAUCAUAGUUUAUCUCUGUGAAAUAUCUGUGUAGAAUAGUUGGUCUUGAGUGGUAAGAAAGCACAAAUAAACCAAUGAUGGGAAUGAACUUUUAAUGACU